Messenger RNA from Oryza sativa Japonica Group (Japanese rice), 1485 nucleotides. RefSeq names its product putative cyclin-D2-3. The record is from RefSeq and is a predicted model, not a curated record. Gene Ontology annotation, molecular function: cyclin-dependent protein serine/threonine kinase regulator activity. Gene Ontology annotation, cellular component: cyclin-dependent protein kinase holoenzyme complex; cytoplasm; nucleus. Lineage: Eukaryota; Viridiplantae; Streptophyta; Magnoliopsida; Poales; Poaceae. Gene Ontology annotation, biological process: regulation of cyclin-dependent protein serine/threonine kinase activity; mitotic cell cycle phase transition.
UCCAAGAGAAAUCGAGAUAGAUAGAUAUAGGUAGAUAGAUAGAUGGAUAGGUGUGAAUCUUUUGUACGUGAGCAUUUCUCCAUGUCUUCUGCCUAAGAAAUAAGUUGCUCAUUGUCUCCGUUGGAGAGACCGUAGCCAACAACAGAGUCGUUUGAUUUCUGUGAGGCAAAUCUUUUGCUUGCUGGCCAUGGGGUUCCUCUGCCGCCGCCGCAGCAGCGCUGCACCGGCGGAGUCCUUCUCCCUGCUGUGCGAGGAGGACAGCGAGAGCGUCUUCGGCAGCGACGACGACGGUGUGGAGGAGACAGCGACGAUGGCGCCGGAGUUGGGGAAGAUGAUGAGCCUUGGCUUCUCUGCGUCUCACCAUCUUGGGGAUGGUGGUGGUGGUGGUGAGGAGCUCGUUGGAUCUUUCAUGGAGAAAGAGGUGGAGCAGAUGGUUGAGACUGCGAGAGGAGAGUACCUGACGAAGCUGAGCAAUGGAGGCAUAGAGCUCUCCUGCAGGAUUGCUGCCAUUGAUUGGAUUUGCAAGGUUCAGGCUUACUACAGUUUUGGACCAUUGUGUGCUUACCUUGCUGUCAACUAUCUGGAUAGGUUCCUCUCCUCGGUAGAGUUCUCAGUAACAAAUGACAUGCCCUGGAUGCAGCAGCUGCUGAUAGUUGCUUGCCUAUCUCUUGCUGCCAAGAUGGAGGAGACUGCAGCUCCCGGCACUCUAGACCUUCAGGUUUGCAAUCCAGAAUACGUAUUCGACGCAGAGACUAUCCAUAGGAUGGAGAUCAUUGUGCUAACCACUCUGAAAUGGAGAAUGCAAGCUGUGACCCCUUUCACUUACAUUGGUCACUUCUUGGACAAGAUCAAUGAGGGAAAUCGGAUAACCAGUGAACUGAUAUCUCGAUGCACCGAGAUCAUACUCAGCACCAUGAAAGCAACUGUGUUCCUGAGAUUCAGACCUUCUGAGAUUGCCACAGCUGUAGCUCUAUCUGUAGUUGCUGACGGAGGCCGCGUUCUUGACUUUGGCGGUGUUCUUGAAUCUUCUAAACUCCCUGUAGAUAAGGACAAUGUGGGGAGAUGCCAUCAAGCAAUGCAAGAGAUGGCAUUGGUGAUGCAAAACAGCACUGCAAGUCCAUCUGGUGUGUUGGACACAUCAUGUUUCACCUCUAAGAGUGAUGAUGACUACUCAAUCCCAGGAACAUCACCACAAGUCGAUAACAACAACAACCAGGCCUGUACUCCUGCUUCCAAAAGGGCAAGGGUAGAGGAAGCACCAAUGUCAUAAGAUCACACACAUAAGGCAUACAGGAUUGAUAUUCUCUUUAUCGUUUUGCCGAAUUCGGCACUUAGGCAUAAUUUAAAAAGAAACAAUAGGCAUGGUAACUAGAAAAGAACCAUAUUUCUUCUUCAAUCCUUUUUUCUUUUAUGAAAAACAGUAAGAGAGAUUCGAUACAAUUAUGCUUUCUCUUUCUUUUAAUACAGUCUUCUCCUGCAAAAGUG